AUGUCAUCUCGUGUUGAAAAAUAUUUAUCUGAACAAAAAUUAGUCGGUGGUUCAUUAGCUAAUGAAUGGCUUGAACUUGAAUCUCUCUAUCAAAAUCGUUUAUGGCAUGAAUUAACAUUACGUGUAAAACCAUUUGUUCAUCGUGAUGACCUUCAACAAGGUGAUCAAUUAAAAAAUUUUUAUGAAAAUUUUCUAUCAGAUUUUGAACAUCGUAUUAAUCAAUUAGCAUUAGUUGAAAUAAUUAUACCUAUAACACGUACAUUUAAACAAGUUGAUCAAGCUAUUGAGUUUAUUCAACAAAUACGUGAAAAAGUUAAAAAUAAUUCUUUAGCUGUUUUACUUUGUGAUAUAACUAUUGGUAAAGCAUAUUUAAUAACAAAAAACUUAAUUGAAACAAAAAAAAUUAUUGAAGAUUUAACACCAAAAUUUGAUGAACUUGAUCAUUUAACAACAGUACAUUCAAGAUUUUAUGAUUUAGCAUCAAAUUAUUAUCGAGUUAUGGGAAAUCAUAAUGGAUAUUAUCAACAUGCACUUAAAUAUCUUGGUUGCAUUGAUAUAUCAUUAAUUCCGUUAAAAGAAAAAGCUGAACGUGCAUUUAAUCUUGGUUUAGCUGCAUUAUUAGCUGAAAAUGUUUAUAAUUUUGGUGAAAUUCUUCAACAUCCUAUACUUGAUGCUCUUAAAAAUACACGUGAGCAAUGGUUAAUUGAUUUAUUACAGGCAUUUAAUAUAGGUGAUGUUGAAAAAUUUGAAGCAUUAAGAUCUCUUUGGCAAAGUCAACCUGAUUUACGUAUGGCAGAAAUAAUAUUACAAAAAAAAAUUACAUUACUUUGCCUUAUGGAUAUGAUAUUUGUUGCAGGUGGUACACGUGCAUUAAGUUUUAAUGAUGUUGCUACACGAACAAAAUUAUCUAUUGAUCAAAUUGAAUUAUUAGCUAUGAAAGCUUUAUCAUUAGAUUUAAUACGUGGAAGUAUUGAUCAAGUUGAUCAAAAAUUAAAUAUGCAUUGGGUUAAACCACGUGUUUUAGAUUUAACACAAGUUGCUACAUUAAAAAAACGAUUAGAUCAAUGGACAAGUGAUGUUAAACAAAUGUCUACUCAUAAUUAUGACCCGGAGUUACCAGAAAAUGUUCAAGUUGUACUUCCCGGGUUGAAACGUCGAAUUUUAACUGAUAUAGAUCAAUCUGUUACAAAAAUUUAUGAAGAAGAACGCCAUGAAAAUGGUACAGCUGCUCUAAUAUCAGUCGUCGAAACAUGGAAAUCGACACUAUACUUUAUUCGUUUAACAAUAUUACCACCAACACCCAUUUCAUUGCCGUCAAUUAAAAUUCCUGAUGAUAUGCAUUAUAACAAUACACAGCAAGAAUUUUUAUUUUGUAAUUCAGCAACACCUCAUAAAAUUAUAGCAUUUGCAUCAGAACAAGCAUUAAAAUUAUUAAGCAAAAGUCAACAUUGGAAUGAUGAUGAAACUUUUAGAACAUCAACUGUACUAUUCUCUCAAUCAUAUCAUAUACAUGCAUGGGACGAGUUUAGCAUGAAACCAAUCGUUGAUUCAUGUUGCUAA
Messenger RNA from Rotaria sordida, 1560 nucleotides. The record is from the annotation of a GenBank genome assembly. NCBI's taxonomy places the organism in Eukaryota, Metazoa, Rotifera, Eurotatoria, Philodinida, Philodinidae.